AUGUCUUCGAUGUCUGCGAUGUCUCGGGAGGAUCUCCUUCAGGAGUUGGAGAAGGAGAGGCGCCUUCGGCAGCAGGCCGAAGAAGAGAACGCAAUAAAGGAAGAGGAGAACAAUAAGCUGAGAAAACAAAUAGAGCCAACAACUCUACCCGAAUUCUUAGAUGCCUGCCAUGUUCAUCUAUUCGUUGGCUUUUCUACGCGUAUCAAUAACAAGACCGGAACCCAAGGAGGUCCUGAAAAUGCAACAUCCAAGUUACGGCCCAACUAUAUCCGGGAAUGGACUACAUUCCCUCAGGAGCAGUCGAAAGUAUGGGAGAUGCUCUUUGAUGUUGAAUUCGUUUCUGAACCCCAUUUUUCAUCCUUACAUGCCUUGGAGGAGGCAGGCAAAGAUAUACGGUUAAGAUUAUUAGGGUCAGAGCUAGACCUUGGUUAUUACGAGCGCUAUACGGUUGAGGAUCGUGUGGCAUUAGUUAUCCGGACUCUUUAUGCAAAUCGCAGACUACGCAAUACAUUCAACCUCAAGGGGGAAGUGAUAUUUGAAAACCACGGAAAUACCAUAAACGAACCAGGCAGCGCCAACCCAGCCUCGAAUCCAGAUGUCAAAUCGCCACAGCAGUCUCCGGUGCAGAAGCGGCGGAAACAACUUGAUCAAUCUGCUGCGCCCACUGUGCAGUCUAGAUCAUCUCGCCCUCGCGCUGACCAGUUCUGUGUUUAUAAUACAGGCUCUGAUGGAAAUAUACCAGCUUUUAUCAUCGAAUAUAAGGCCCCUCACAAGCUUACCCUAAAUACUGUGAAGAAUGGGUUAGGAGAUAUAGAUAUCGACGAUGUGGUUAUAUACAGAGAGAAUGAUGACGCGAAGAGGCUCGCUCGACGCAGAGUAGCUGCGGUUAUUACUCAGACGUUUUCUUACAUGGUCCAGGCCAAGCUUGAAUUCGGAUAUAUUUGCACCGGGGAAGUAUUUAUAUUUCUCCGUGUGGCACCCAGUGAUCCUACGAUCGUAUACUAUUAUCUCUCUAGGCCAGCUAAAGAUGUCGGAGAGACCACUGGCUGGGUUAGUGGUUCGGACGGCCAUAAUAAGCUGCACUUGACGGCAAUAGGACAGGUUCUUGCCUUUACCCUCCGGGCCUUGAGAUCCCCGCCACACAGCCAGACUUGGCCUGAGGAUGUGGAGAAACAGUUGAAGCGGUGGGAGAUUGAACAUGAUGAUAUUCUCUUCAAAGAUACUGAGGAGGACAGCCCGCCGAGCAAGAGGCUUUCUGACUAUGAACCAGAACAGAAAAGCAGGCUUGAAUAUGUCCGAAUGUCACCAGUCAGAACAAGAUCAAAACGUUUGGCGGCAGCCUCCUCAUGCCGUGACCCUGAGGAGGGGCAAGAAAACUCAGAGUCUGGCGAUAACGAUGAUAGCAGUGAAAACGGCGGGUUUGACCCUGCUAGCCCAACCCCAAGACCCCCACGCCCUUCCUCAAACAUCAUGGUUGUUAUACCUCCUCGUCCUCCUUCUUCUUCAACUGAGAGAAAGCAAUAUAUGUACAAUACAGGACCAUUCAAUCCGUGGUGCACCCAGAAAUGCCUUCUUGGCCUACGAAUCCGGGGCCCUCUUGAUCCUAAUUGCCCAAACAUAGCUAGUCAUGGUGGUGGCAGUCGACACGCUAUUAACGACAGUGAAUUCCGCGAGCUAGUCCGCGAGCAAAUUGUAGGAGGGAGGGGCCCCUGGGGCUGUGAAUCUAUGCACCGUCAUGGAACCUCUGGUGCAUUAUUCUGGCUUGUGACCUUCCCGUAUGGAUAUACUCUUGUUGCAAAAGCAAUGCCCAUUGAGACAGUUAAGCGUGCUGUUUAUGAAGAGAAGAUAUACCAACAUUUGCAUAUGAUUCAAGGAACUUAUAUACCUGUUUGCUUGGGGAGUAUCGAUAUAUCAAGACGGCCAUUAUGGUACGAUGGUAUAUUCCAAGUUGUUCAUCUCCUACUCCUUAGCCAUGUAGGGAAACUUGUCAAACUACACGCAGGUCUUAACAAAGUGAAAGACCUUAUACCCUCUGCGUGUGAGUCGCUGCAUGCAAUCCACAUGCACCGUACCCUACACUGUGAUACGCAUAUUGGUAACAUGUUCUGGAACACAGAAAAUAAACGGGUGAUGAUUAUCGAUUUCGAGCGGGCCAAAAUUACAAGUGUUAACAUGCCGACAAAAAAGAGAGAGCGAGGGACAGAUCCCAAUCCUACUAAGAAGGACAUUGAAUUUAAAAGGGAGAUACUGGUAGCAAAGAGUAAUAUGUCAUUUAGAUAA
This is a messenger RNA of Microsporum canis CBS 113480, 2280 nucleotides long. RefSeq lists its product as hypothetical. The coding region runs from base 1 to 2280 and encodes 759 amino acids. The record is from RefSeq and is a predicted model, not a curated record. Lineage: Eukaryota; Fungi; Ascomycota; Eurotiomycetes; Onygenales; Arthrodermataceae. The transcript has a single exon.